Messenger RNA from Trematosphaeria pertusa, 1218 nucleotides. RefSeq lists its product as uncharacterized. The coding region runs from base 293 to 1066 and encodes 257 amino acids. The record is from RefSeq and is a predicted model, not a curated record. The transcript has a single exon. Lineage: Eukaryota; Fungi; Ascomycota; Dothideomycetes; Pleosporales; Trematosphaeriaceae.
CUUGGCGUCGGGAUGACGCAGAGCGUCUGCAUCGUCAUUUGGAAGGACUCAUAGAACAACAUAUAAAGGAUUUCCUACCUUAUCGAAGCCCAUUUCUCCUUCAAGUCUUUUGAUAUUCCAAGUAUACUAUUAGAAAGCCAAAUUUCAUACUUUUCAGCGGCCAGAACCAUACUUCGCGCAGCCGACAUAUCUACACCCUCCGCAAGCCCGCACCAUAACACAUUUAACAUCGGAGUAUUAUCACCCCCAGCUGCUAUCCGGAAACCUCUGUCUGGUCCACACAUCGCCGAACAUGCCAUCGUCUGGCAACCACUACGAACGCGCCUUCGUGGUCAUCCCCAGGUGCGAAGAGGGUGGGGACAGCGCCAUAGAGGAAUUCGAUGGACACGUUGCGGAAUAUGACGAAGAUUACAGCCGCCGAUAUAUUCCUCGGCCGUCUCCCCAUCCUUUACCAGGGCGGAGAGGGCGGUUUAGCCGUGGGGGGAACAUGGACGACUACUAUGACGAAGAUUCCAACCGUCGAUAUACUCGUCGGUCGUCUCCCCCUCCUUCAGCAAGGCGAGAAGGGCGGUUUGGCCGCGGGGAGGAUGUAGGCGACUACUACGGCGAAGAUUCCAGCGGUCGAUAUACUCGUCGGCCGUCUUCUCCCCAUCGUCCUUUUGUGGGGUUUAGCGGUGCAGGGGAUUCAGACAACUACCGCCACGAAAGGCUUCCCAGAACGAGCAGGACAGUCAGUUACGAUAAAGAACUGGAUGACUACCAUCACAUAAGGCCUCCCAGACACAGCAGAACCUACCCCCACGAACCCCAGCCCCAGCGGUAUGAUGCGCCCUCUGCAGAGCCCUCGCGCUCAUAUGCAUCGCACUAUCCGGAAUUCUACAAUCCUCGGGUGGGUAUGCACCCAGUGGUUGUACGAGAAGGCCAUCACGAUCCGGCCGAGGCCGAAAGAGGGCGGCGCAGAUGUGAAGCGGAAGCACAAUGGCGGGAAGAGCCCAGACAGAGACAUGAGGCAACAAAUCGGGUGGAGCAAUGGUUGGCUCAGACCGAGGAAGAGGGCAGGCGAUGAUAAGCGGAGGAGCAAUCUCAUUUACGGAGCGAGCCUAUGCUCGAGGUUCAAAGUCAUAUGCAGGUAUUGAGCGAUUGGGGAAACCCAAUGCGGUGAUAAGGCGGGCGUAGCCUUCUUCCGGAGAGCAGACUCCCCGUGCUUUCUUAGUUGUA